Messenger RNA from Saimiri boliviensis boliviensis (Bolivian squirrel monkey), 2409 nucleotides. NCBI's taxonomy places the organism in Eukaryota, Metazoa, Chordata, Mammalia, Primates, Cebidae. The record is from RefSeq and is a predicted model, not a curated record.
GGGAACGUGAAGCUCCGCGGAGCCUGAUGGGGCCGUAGGGUGGCUGGUAGUCGCCGCUAUUGCGGGACCCUUUCAUUUCUGCUGCCGCCGUCCCUGCCGCCUCAUGGCGGCCAUCGGAGUUCACCUGGGCUGCACCUCAGCCUGUGUGGCCGUCUAUAAGGAUGGCCGGGCUGGUGUGGUUGCAAAUGAUGCCGGUGACCGAGUUACUCCAGCUGUUGUUGCUUACUCAGCAAAUGAAGAGAUUGUUGGAUUGGCAGCAAAACAAAAUAGAAUAAGAAAUAUUUCAAAUACUGUAAUGAAAGUAAAGCAGAUCCUGGGCAGAAGCCAGAAAUUCGGUCCUUGGACCUGGCUUCUCAGCAAUUAUCCCUGACGGGGAAGAACCAGCUGGCUCCUGGAGAUAUCCUGAGAGCACACAGAGCUUCCCCACACCUUCAGACUUGCACCUUGCUGUCCAGAAGCUGCCCAGCCCUCCUUCCCAACCCACAAUGGCCAGUGCCAAUAGCAGCGCGGGCAUCCGGUGGUCCAGACAGGAGACACGAACUCUUCUCUCCAUACUAGGCGAGGCAGAGUAUAUUCAGCGCCUCCAGACUGUGCAUCACAAUGCAGAUGUCUAUCAGGCUGUGUCUAAACGAAUGCAGCAGGAGGGCUUCCGCCGCACCGAACGUCAGUGCCGCUCCAAGUUUAAAGUGCUGAAGGCAUUAUAUUUAAAGGCCUAUGUUGCCCAUGCGACAAGUAUGGGUGAGCCACCACACUGUCCAUUUUAUGAUACAUUGGAUCAGCUUCUCCGAAAUCAGAUAGUGACUGACCCAGACAACUUAAUGGAGGAUGCUGCUUGGGCCAAGCACUGUGAUCAGAACUUUGUGGCCUCUGAUGCCCCAGGGGAAGAGGGAACCAGCAUUCUAAAAUCUAAAAGGACUCAGGCAGCUGAUCAUCAGCCUAUCUUGAAAACAGUUAAGGAAUCAGAUGAGGAUUGUCAGCUAAGAAUCAGUGACCGGAUACGAGAAACCAGUGACCUUGAGGACUCCUGGGAUGAAUCCUCGGGUGCAGGGUGCUCUCAAGGGACCCCCAGCUACAGCAGCUCCCACAACCUUUUCAGAGGUACAGUUGCUCCCUGUCAGAGCAGCCCCAUGGCCAGACUGGGUGUGUCCGGGGAGCCCAGUCCCUGCACCAGCACCAGCCACAGCACUCCUGGGGUAGCCUCCACUCCGCAGACUCCAGUCUUCUCUUCCAGAGCCGGUUUUGUUUCUGGUGGGGAUAGGCCCUUGACCAGUGAGCCCCCUCCAAGGUGGGCAAGGCGAAGAAGGCGGUCAGUGGCCAGAACUAUCGCAGCUGAGUUGGCAGAAAACAGGCGAUUGGCACGAGAACUCUCAAAGCGGGAGGAAGAAAAACUGGACAGGCUGAUUGCUAUUGGUGAGGAGGCCAGUGCUCAGCAAGACACUGCCAAUGAGCUCCGCAGGGAUGCUGUCCUCGCAGUCAGACGUUUGGCGACAGCAGUGGAAGAGGCAACUGGUGCUUUUCAGCUAGGCCUUGAAAAAUUGCUUCAGAGGUUGAUUUCAAAUACCAAAACUUAGGAACUGAUUACAAAAGGCUCUGUUUCCUAAAAUCGUAGAAGUCUAGUUCCAAAACCUGCCUUCUGAAUCCCUGGCUCCUUUUCUGUAUCCUCAGAAAAGAAACAUGGAUGAACCAUUAUUAUCCACAUAGUAUGACUAUACUUACUAGUUCGUUUUCCCAAGAUUCUCCACCAAAUGGAAGACCUUUCAGAAACGCAAGGGGUGGCCAAGUUCUAGAGAGCUGGUUUGUCCUAGCUUUGUCACAGAUGUGAAGCAGUUUAGUUUACCUCUCUCCAGCGGUUUCUUCGUCUGUAAAAUGGGAAUCAAUAAUAACUCCUGCCCUGCCUACCUCACAGGGUUGUUGUGAGGAUCACAUGACUCACAGAUGUGAAAGUUUAAAAGUUUAAAAGCACUAUACACAUUCAAGUUAUUGAUGCAUAUGGCCUUGGCUGAGGUAAGGCACAUUAGUUUACAAGAUACGGGAGUGUGGAUGUAUACUGUGACUUCAUUGCUUGAAUCUUUCCUGGUUUAACUUGAUUGCUUCAUGGAGUUUGAAAUCUUAAUUUUUAAAAUCCCUGUGUGGCUCAUUAGACUUGUAUAGGCACAACCCGUAUUUGCACCUUAAUCUCGUACGUUUCCACUGCUGUCUCUCUGACAUAUCUACUAGCAAGCACUCUUUUAAUAGUCAAACCACUUUCUCUCCUUCGUUUUACUGGUUCUUAGUCUUCUAGCAAUAUAAGGAAAUAAGAAGUGACAGGGACCCACUAUAGUGUGUUAUGGUUUAUAGCGAUAAUCUUCAAUAUAAAACAUUGGCCGUUUUACACAAUAUUAAAUGUAAGAAAAUUCUUUGCAUUUCAUA